This is a messenger RNA of Cylicostephanus goldi, 537 nucleotides long. Lineage: Eukaryota; Metazoa; Nematoda; Chromadorea; Rhabditida; Strongylidae. The record is from the annotation of a GenBank genome assembly.
AUGGCUUCAGAAACCCCAAAACAAAAUUAUCCACUACCUUCGGUCUGCAGUUUUGUAAUAAGUGUAGGAAACAGGGAAGAAGGUAAAGCUCCACAAAAAGAAGAUUUUGUUUACUCACCCCAGGAAAAAAACGUAACGAACUUAACAAUUCUGCAUUUUCCAGAACAGCUGGGGGCUGUUGGAUCCUCGGAUCAAGUGGAAAGUAAAAACAACAUUUUAAAAAAACCACUACAAAGCGAGAGUCAACUUCUUUUCAUCGUCAUUUCAGUUGUGAUGUACAGCAAAACAUACUGUCCCUACAGCAGAAAAUUGAAGAUGAUUCUCAGCCGUUACCCAAUCAAUGAUCUCAAAGUAAUAGAAUUGGAUAGACAAAAAGAAAUGAAAAGCAUGCAGAAAAUUCUAAAACGCAUGACUGGUCGUUCAACGGUGCCACAGCUGUUCAUAGAUGGUGAAUUCAUUGGAGGUCACGAUGAUACGAAAGUGAUCGAGGAUCGAGGAGAACUUCGACAAAUUUUGAUGAAAGCUAAAGCACUAUAA